AGAAGAAGAAGAAGAAGAAGAAGAAGAAAGAAUACAACUUGAGAAGAACAAUAGUUGAACGCUGCAUGCAGCACUCACCUAAUAAUAAUAACAAGGAAAACGACCCAAAACUCUUUUUUCAUACAGCUGUUUUCUCAGCAUGAGGUAAAAAUAAAGUAUUAGGCUGCACGUAACGUCCCCACACCUGACCGCCGGCUGGGCUAUAACCUUGCCCGGAUUGGUCGAUAAUGACCAGUGAGAAUGGGGAGAUCGCCGAUUAAGCAAUCAUGGACUCUGAGAGUAGGCUGAUAAUGAGGGGCUCAGGGCUAGGGUUAUUUUUCUUUAAGCUACAGGCAGGCAUCAUAGGACGAAUGCUGGUGUUUUGAUUAACAUUUACACCCGUGUUUGUGCUAGAACCUCUGUUGACACCUCUGUUGGACUCGUUCAAUCAUUAUAUCGAGGUCCUCUGGCUCCCUCUAGUGGAUUAAACCUGCUAGUUCGGUGAUUUGUUGUUAAGGUUACGCCUAAACAAACCUUACAGAGCCGAUGGAUGUCGAUCAAUGUGGCUCCUGCGUUAAUGGAUGUUAUUUAGACGGCGCGAGGAUAUCGUCUCGUUUCAGACCACUGCACGAUGUCGGAAACAAUGGCAGAAGAAAAGUACAAAUUUGAGCAAAACUUUUCUUUUACCCCACUUUUGAACAAGACGCCUUCCUUUCUUCAGAAUAAAGCUUCGUUGGAACUGCUGAUGAAAUGGUCCAUGCUUGGCAGAAUCUCCGUUCAAUAUUACAGCUUUGACCAGAGCUUCUACCCUUAUAACAGCCGUAAUUUUGCAUUGAUGUUCUUCAAAGAUCCUCAAGUGGUUUCCAACCUGAGAAAGAUGACAGCUGGAGCCUGGGUGCCUUUGGACAGCCCACUGCUGUGUGUGGAUGUAGAGGUGGUUCCCUGCAGUAGAGUGUCCAUGGACCUGUUGGACCCCAUCUACUACUGCAGGCAGAUCCUGAGUCCUUCUGGAAACGUGGUCAAAUGUUUCCAUUACCUCUACCCUGACUACGAUGAGCUGCGACGGGCACUGCAGGAAGAGGAGUCCGAGCACUAUGACGUGAUUGGCCGAGAGGAACGAGGGGAGUUCCUCUUCCGUAUCUUCAAACACCUGUGUCUUGGAGGGGAGCUGUGUCAGUAUGAAGACACCAUCGCUCCCUAUGCUCAACUCACCAAGCUAAUCUACAAAGACCUCAUCAGUGUACAAAAGGAUCCUCAGAGCAUGGGGAUCAGCGUGGUCUCCACUGUGCUCAAAGUCUGUGCCCAGGACGAGACUGGAUCGUGUUACCCCGGCCGAGGAGACGAGGAACAAACCUUCGCCUACCUGAUAGUCGACCCUUUCAAACGUCAUGUGUGUUUAUUCUACCACUGCUACGGGGUCGGGAGCUUUACUCUAUGACGUAAGAUAUACAGUUAAAUGUGACAUUUACGUUGUUUGUUUCCCUUUGGUGGUUUUUGGACCAUUUAACUAAAUAUUGUUCAGGGUUCUUAAUUUGAUUGUUUUGUAAAUUACAUUUGGAAUCAGUUCAUGAGAGAUGUAAGAUGUAAUUACAUUUCUCAAUAGUAUGUUUGCAUUCUAUCAUUUUUUAAUAUGUAUUAGUUUAGAAUGUAUACAAUUUAGGAAUUAAUAGCUGGGCAAUAAGGUAUUAAUAAAAUGUGUACAACAAACAAUUAAAAAAAAGAUUGACUCAUUUAUAAUCCAUGAAUGGAACAGAGCACCCUUGGUAUUCUGCGAGUGCCUCGGCAACGGCACUAAGUACAAUCUGGCAACCCU
Messenger RNA from Gadus chalcogrammus (walleye pollock), 1792 nucleotides. RefSeq names its product cilia and flagella associated protein 300 (gene cfap300). The transcript is spliced from 7 exons. Bases 611 to 1417 code for a protein of 268 amino acids. Lineage: Eukaryota; Metazoa; Chordata; Actinopteri; Gadiformes; Gadidae. The record is from RefSeq and is a predicted model, not a curated record.